UUUGACUCGUACAUGUCACGCAUGCGCACGGCCUGUUCUCCCUCUCUGCUAGCUUCUCCGCCAUGGCGCCGAUUCAGAAGAAGCAGAACACCGGCAAAGGUGGUAAGAAGAAGAAGCAGGUCCUAAAGUUUACCCUGGACUGCACCCAUCCUGUUGAAGAUGGCAUCAUGGACGCUGCAAACUUUGAGCAGUUUCUUCAGGAGCGCAUCAAAGUAAAUGGAAAAGCUGGCAACCUGGGUAACGGUGUGGUCUCAAUCGAGAGGAGCAAGAGCAAGAUCACAGUGUCCUCUGAGGUGCCCUUCUCCAAACGAUACCUGAAGUAUCUGACUAAGAAGUACCUGAAGAAGAACAAUCUUCGUGACUGGCUGCGUGUUGUGGCCAACACUAAGGAGAGCUACGAGCUGCGCUACUUCCAGAUCAACCAGGAUGAAGAGGAGGAGGAAGACGAAGAUUAAAUCAACAAUUCAUAUUUUGUACAUUUAAAUAAAUGUUGUUUACAGUACAGAA
This is a messenger RNA of Centropristis striata (black sea bass), 507 nucleotides long. Its product is annotated as large ribosomal subunit protein eL22. NCBI's taxonomy places the organism in Eukaryota, Metazoa, Chordata, Actinopteri, Perciformes, Serranidae. The transcript is spliced from 4 exons. Gene Ontology annotation, biological process: cytoplasmic translation. Gene Ontology annotation, cellular component: ribosome. Gene Ontology annotation, molecular function: RNA binding; structural constituent of ribosome. Bases 63 to 455 code for a protein of 130 amino acids. The record is from RefSeq and is a predicted model, not a curated record.